CAGACUGUAUACAGCUCGGAGGCUAUAUUUUGCCCCGACUGCCCUGUCACAUCGUUGAAUUGGAAACACGUCGGUUUGCUUUUCAACUGCACGAGAGGUUGCGCCCCUAUCAAGGUAAGGAUCAACAGAUGCAGCACGCAAUAAGCUCAAUCCAACGCGCUGGCUUUCAACUUCACCUUUGGUUUCGCAUUCAUUCAGUGACGUUGGCGCGUGCGGACCGCUAGACACUCAUUCACCUCAUGAUUAAAUCUCCAGCACGACAAACACCCGCCCGUCCGCUCGUGCACCCUACAGCGGACACUGCAAACUCACUUCACUUGCCCAACAAACGCAAACUCGGUUUGACAUAUCCAACAUGCCCGUCGUUCGCGACUCCACCGAAAUACGCAAUCCGGUUGAAAUCCUCCUGCGCGCGUCCCGCCCACAACGCAGCUCAACGCACCUUCUGCACCAUCGAGACUGGCGCUAUGUCACGGGAGUAAGUCGCCACGAAGACGAAGACAAUAUCAGCUACCGAGAGCGCGAGAGCACGCUUUGGGAUCAAUCAGGCUGGGACGCGCAAAUUGGGAUGUUUGGUAAGGAGAAUCGAAGAUACGCAGCGAAGAAGGCGGCGGAACCACAGGAUACGAUUCUCCGCUACGACGAAGAGGAGGUGGAAGAGUGUAGGCUGCCCAUGGGCAUUGGUGGGGCAGCCGAUUUCGACAUGGCAGGGUCUGUCGCAACGCUUAACAAACAGCUCGCUCACAGCGAAGAUGUUGGUGGGAUGUUGACCGUGCCGAAAAAUGUGGCCAGCUCCACACGAGAGAGAACCCUCAAGAGAAUUGCGCAGGCUAGGCGGAGCCGUCAAUGCUUCCGCUCACGAGCGUAUAGCAUUGCUGGCUUCCAACGAAGCGGACCGCUGGUAGGCGAGGUCAUCGAAGAAGACGAAGAGGUGUGGUUUCGGAUACGGUUGGUUGUUUGUUUGAAAUUUUCCUGCCAGGGAACAGACAAGGUGCAACGUAUAUUGGCAGGUGAGCCAGCGGAUGGACAAGCGCAAGUCGUAACGCCGAACUCUCCAGCAAACGAUGUCCUCAACGAGGUGCGAUCGACACCGAAGAAUGAUCAUACGCGACCGCAGGUUCUCUCCGUGGAUGUGUCGGACACAGCUACCACCGCUCCAAUAGCUAAAGCAACCUGUGGCUCAGAUCCCGACACUGACCAUUUCAUGCGAACGCUUGUUCCCUACGAGCGUCCAUGUUUUGACGAGACGAGGAACGCCAACAUGAAGGACAUCUUAGGUACUCCUGAAACACCUCAUGUGGAAGUCUUUGCUCUUUCAGAUUUAUUCAAUUGGUUCCCGGAAGCCGUUCCCGCGGAUGCACUCUUUCCUCCUGAGGUCCCCAUCUCUGCGAAAGAAAUUAUGGCUUUCUACCCCCACCACAUUCGUUGGAAAGGCAUCGCUCUACGCCUGGCUAACAACGCCUAUCUCGGCGACACCAUAAUCGCUAUGCAAGCCUUCUUCCGCGGCAAGGAUAAACAUCCUCUCAGCAUCACCAACGUCAGCCAGUUUUUUUGUGACGUGCUCAAGAAUGAUCUGUCGGACUUCGAAGUGUCUAACUUCCAAUGCAAGCCGGACCGGCACUUGUACACAGACCACCUGAGACCCUCAAAACCUCUCAACGGGCCACGUCAUGGUUUCGUUGUGCCUUCUUUCAACCAAUUGUUGGAGGGCCUGGUGUAUCUUCCUUCUGGUCUCGAUGCACGAGGUCUGACUCAGUGUCUGGCUUGGUACUUAGAUGUACGAGAUACUUUCACUCCGCGACUUGAUCUCAACGUUCUGCAUACCCAAUCGCUGAUUCGAGCCUUGCGGAUGCCAUUGAAGCCUUAUAAACCCCGGAACCUGGACAUACUAGCGCUUCAAGAGUGGCAAGAAAAAGGGCAGUUUGCGAAGAGGCGCCUUGAUGGACAAGGGAGCUCGGAUGCUGACCGCGUCGAUCACUCGCUAAAGCAACUGAUGCGGUCAAGGGUGACAAUCGAUACCAAUACAGAGACCUUGGGUGUGUAUGCUGUCGUGAAGCUACGCCAUAUUCUCAUGUUUCCGUACUUUGCUAUCGGUGGGAUGAUGUGCAAGGCUCUUGAGUUGGGCAUUGAAAAAGCCGAAGCGCGAAAGGCGGCGCGAGAGGUGCAGGAGGCAACUGAAAUAACAGAUUCUACCCAGGAUCCUGCGCAAGAGCAGGGCUUAACGGCACUGAGCUACCAAGAAAAAGCGGGGUCAAAAGACAACAGCCAGGUUUCUCAGGAGAUGCGUGCACUCGGCUUCCCUGUUGGCUACAAGAUUCCGAAAAAGAAACGCCUUCUAUCCGAGGAUGAUGCCUCGGAGAUUCAAUCUAAAAAGCGCUUGGGUCCAGCCCUGGUAGAAACAGGCGCGCCUCUUGGGCCACGGGCAAUGUCAAUAUCCGAGCGUCGGCACGCCAUCGGGCCCCAUCCACUGACAACUGCAGUUCCACCACAAGAGCCUACCAACAGAUUCACAUCGUUUCCACCUCCAGAUCAUGGUCCUACAACUGCACCAGCAUCAAUGCUCGGUUACCGACGCAGCCAAAACCCCAAUCACUAUCAUUCAGCCGCGUACUAAAGCACAUUCUCAGAUCAGCACCACCCGUCGCCUUAUGCAAGCAGGUUGUCGCCUUAUGCAAGCAGGUUCUAUGACUAUGCCCAUCCUAGCCAUGCCGAUUCGCGAACUGUCUCAAGACGGAACACAUUGUACAAUAC
Molecule: messenger RNA, 2751 nt
Organism: Paraphaeosphaeria sporulosa
Lineage: Eukaryota; Fungi; Ascomycota; Dothideomycetes; Pleosporales; Didymosphaeriaceae
Exons: 2
Coding region: 356-2614 (752 amino acids)
Source: RefSeq, a predicted model, not a curated record